UCCCCAAAAAACUAACCAGAUUCCAGAAAUGAGAUGAUAAGAAAUGUUAUGCCUCGCUGUCAAAUUCGGCAAAAAUAUUAGUUAUUUAAUAAUAACAUUAGCAAUCUUAGUAGGAAUAUACUUUCCAUCGAGACACGCUAGACACUAUGAAUGUGUAAAAGUUGACGGUAUUUUACGAAGUCUUCACUUCGAAUCUAGCGUUCAAAAUAAUAACCUUAAAAAUUGUACCUACGAGAAUUUAUUAUCUGCAUCAACUAACGAAAUUCGUGUGGAUGAUAUAAGUCAGCAAAAAUCAAUUUCAGCGCCAAGUUCAGGAGGGGAAUUUAUACCAAAAGACUGCAAGCCUUUAAUCAGCUCUGCCAUUAUCAUACCAUACAGACGUCGUGAGGAGCAGUUACGAAUAUUUUUAAAUUUCAUACACCACUUCCUGCAGAAGCAGAAAAUCCACUACAAAAUCUAUGUGGUUGAUCAAGACAAUGAUUUGCCUUUCAAUCGAGCAAAACUUUUGAAUAUUGGAGCCAAAGUAGCUAUGACUGAUGGAUUUCCCUGUUUAAUAUUACAUGAUCUGGAUUUGAUACCAUUGAAUUAUGGGAAUAUUUACGGUUGCUCUAACAUACCCAGACAUAUGUCUUGUAGCCUCGAUAGUUUUAGGUAUAAUCUACCCUAUUUGACGCUUUUUGGCGGUGCAGCAGCGAUUUUAUCUGAGCAGUAUAAGAGAAUAAAUGGAAUGUCCAACCUAUUCGAAGGUUGGGGUGGAGAGGAUGAUGAUUUUUACAAGAGGCUAGAGGAAAGUAAUUUGACACCGUUUCGAUUCUGUCCCUCAGUCAGCUCUUACACAAUGCUAAUGCAUAAAAAGAAUCGUAUAACAAGCCAAAACAGAUUCGAUUUAUUGAAGAGGUCCAUUGAUAGAAGAUACGAAGAUGGUUUGAAUGCACUCCCAAAUAACUUUACCAAGGUACUAGAGCCCCUCUUCACGCAUAUCAUAGUUACGCAGUAAAUAGCCCAUUUUAUUUUCCAUCGAUUGUCGUUUUCUGAACUGAACGCAAAGGAGCAGUUUGAAUAUUAUUUGUUUCCUUUUGUUUAUUUUCAUUUCACGAAUUGAUAAUUAAUUGAGUGGAAUGUACGUAAAUUUUUAAAUCUUUUGAGAUUGCAUUGUAUUCCAGAAUGAGGAAUUUUGUAUAUAUAAUUUAUUUAUUACUUAUUUUCAUAUCUUUACUUUCUUACUACGUAUUCGUUUUGAAUACAUAUAUUGUUGAUAAUAAAUAUUCAAAAUUGUUCUCGUCUCAGUUUGAAUAAAGAAAUAAAGAUAAGUGCUUA
Molecule: messenger RNA, 1317 nt
Organism: Coccinella septempunctata (seven-spotted ladybird)
Lineage: Eukaryota; Metazoa; Arthropoda; Insecta; Coleoptera; Coccinellidae
Product: beta-1,4-galactosyltransferase 6
Exons: 5
Coding region: 44-997 (317 amino acids)
Biological process (GO): carbohydrate metabolic process; glycosphingolipid biosynthetic process
Molecular function (GO): N-acetyl-beta-glucosaminyl-derivative 4-beta-N-acetylgalactosaminyltransferase activity
Source: RefSeq, a predicted model, not a curated record